Plenodomus lingam JN3 is the source of this 2226-nucleotide messenger RNA. The record is from RefSeq and is a predicted model, not a curated record. Lineage: Eukaryota; Fungi; Ascomycota; Dothideomycetes; Pleosporales; Leptosphaeriaceae.
AUGACUUCUUCUUCUUCUUCUCCUCCUCCUUCUACUUCAUCACCUCUCUUGCAUCUGCCUCGUGAACUACGGGAUAGGAUUCUCGACUUUCUCUCCCUGCCAGAACAUGUCUACACCUCCACCGCCACGCCAGGCCCCGCCACCAAUCAUUUCAGAGACUCCAAGCAAGCCGAGAAAACCUAUGUCGAUACACGCAUCUACCUGCCCUCAUGUCCCCCCACAGCCAUGCUUGCAACUUGCACCCAACUUCGACAAGAGUGUUUGGAGCACCAUGCGCAUCGACUCAAUUCCUCUGUCCUCCCACGGCCUGCCAACUCCAAGGAGAAGCCCACAAGCGCCAUCUUGGCUGAGAGGCUGGGCACGGAAUUCAUGGAAGAGACAGAGCGUGCCUGUGACAAUGGACUUUUGCGCAUUACUGUAGAGGUCGAUCGGAAGAUGCGUGGACCCAUGGGCUACACAAUACCUGCACGCGAGCAAUUGUCGCCACGAUUUCUUGCUCUAGUACCCCUAAUGCAACGAGCACGAAAACUGCAAAUAGACGUCUGGCCUGGCUACGAGUGGUGGAAUGGAGGCCCACAGCCGUGGACGGACAAGUACGGCAACCUUCGUGCCAAUGUCGCCCAAGUCUCCAAACCCAACUCUGUUACGGUGGCGAUAGGAAGGAUAUUGGAGAAUUUCCCCUGCAUACAACAUUUGGACAUCAAUGUACUUAUGCAAGCUUCAGAAGCUCGUGGCUGGGACCUACCAGAUCGCAAGUGGGAAAACCUUCAACCCUGGUUGGACACACCAAUCACCGUCAGAGGACAGACACUAGAGAAGAGUACUAGGAACCUUACCAUUUCUGUCGAGUCAUCCCAGCCUGAAUCAUUUUAUACUCAACUUGAAACGCGUCACCCGUCGAGAUCUCUCUGGGUGGUGGAGAGAAAAGGCGACAUGUUAACGCCGACCAUGAGGUCACUCUGCCAAGGGCCAGACGACUUCGACUUCUUCGCCUCACUUCGUCGGAUGAACCUAGCAUGGUUUCCCACGAGUCACGGAAAAUCUAGACUACAUUUGCAUGAAUCACGCCCAUCUUUACGUUGGACUCGCAAUCAACCAGCGGCCAAUGUUUCAUGCGCGCGGCGACGAUAUGUGGGGAAGAACCCCGGUCCGCGGCAGGGAUGCAUUGCUGUUGAAUAUGGAAAUUCUCCGAUUGACGCCCACCGGACACGAUACCAUCUAGAAUGCGGAACCUUCUUUGCGCGUGCCAACGGCCGCCGACUUUGGACAAGACAUGUUGAUUUACCACCAAUACAAAGUCUGAUCAACAGUCAUGUUGGUUUUGGCUCUCGCGCUACAUCCUUCGUCUUUCUCCCGAUUAGACUGGUUCACACCUCGAGUUACUGUCCUUCCAAGUCACUGUCCUUCCAAGUCACUGUCCUUCCAAGUCACUGUCCUUCCAAGUCACUGUCCUUGUCCUUUACUUUCUUUCUCGCACCCGCAAGUACCAUGAAGCUCUCUACCUUCGUUCUCGCCAGCACGGCUUCACUCGCGCUUGCGGUACCUACCGCUACCGUGAAGCGCGCCGACUACUGCGGGCAGUGGGACAGCAAAGUCACCGGCAGCUACACCGUUUACAACAACCUCUGGGGCCAGGGGCAAGCCAGCUCCGGCUCUCAGUGCACAGGUGUCGACGGCCUCAGCGGCAACACUCUCAAGUGGCACACAUCGUGGUCCUGGGCUGGCGGAGCCGGCCACGUAAAAUCGUACGCCAAUGUCGUUACCAAGAUCCCCCAAGUUGCCCUCUCGACCAUCAAGACCCUCCCCAGCACCUGGACAUGGUCCUACACUGGCAGCGACAUGAUCGCCAACGUCGCCUACGACCUCUUCACCUCAUCCAGCGCCUCCGGGUCCCCAGAAUACGAAAUCAUGAUCUGGCUUGGUUCGUUCGGCGGCGCAGGCCCGAUUUCCUCAAUCGGCCGCCCCAUUGCCACCGUUAAACUCGCUGGCGUGACCUGGGACCUGUACAAUGGCUCGCACAGCCAGAUGAACGUCUUCAGCUUUGUCCGCCAGGGCGGAGACGUCAAGAACUUCCGCGGCGACCUCAUGGAGUUUGUCAACUACCUCACCAGCCAGCAGGGCAUGUCGCGCUCGCAGAUUCUGCAGAGUGCCGGUGCAGGCACAGAGCCAUUCAGCGGUAACAAUGCCAAGUUCACUACUAGCGCGUACAGCCUUAGCCACACCUAG